This is a messenger RNA of Rubroshorea leprosula, 3076 nucleotides long. NCBI's taxonomy places the organism in Eukaryota, Viridiplantae, Streptophyta, Magnoliopsida, Malvales, Dipterocarpaceae. The record is from the annotation of a GenBank genome assembly.
CCGAAAACAGAGCUUCAAUGAGCAAAAAGCAAUGACUUCUCCAAGAUUGUUACCCAGAAAGCAUGGAGGAGAUCUGGGCGAAAGGGCUUCCGCUGGUAACAACCAGAACAAAACAACGACAGACACGAAGGGUGGGUGAUCGAAAAGCAAGGGAAGACAAGGUACGCUUAAAGGGUAGUAUGUCUAUUUCGGAUGGGGAUAUUGUAAAUAGAAAUAGGGUGAUCCAAAGGGAGAUGAAUUUGUAUGAGGUGUGCCGGAUGAUGAGGAUGGGAAAGAGGUUGGGUAUCCAAUUUGAAGAUAAUGAUGAGGAAUUACAAUCUAGGUUGAUAGAGGCAGAGGAUAGAGAAAGGGCAGGGAGGAGAGACGGGUUGGGGGGUUUGGGUGGGAUGGUGAAGAGGAAGGAAGUGGGAAAGCUGGCCUCAUUUGGAGCAUUAGGGGGUCUGCUAUGUCUAUGGGACAGACGGCAUUUUGUUAAGCGGGAAGAGUUUACAGGUGAUGGGUAUGUGGGAAUAUUGGGGGAAUGGGGAGUAAAUAAACAAGAGUGUAGCCUAAUAAAUGUGUACGGCCCAAAUGAUAGACAGAAGAGGGCUAAGUUGUGGGAGGAGCUGAGGAAGAGGGUGAUUGACAAGGAAGGGCGGUGGUUGAUUGCAGGGGAUUUUAAUGCUGUUAAAGGUCCUGAGGAGAGGCGAGGGAAAACAGGGGUGAGUUCAGAUAUGAGGGAUUUUGAGGAGUUCAUUGUGACAACAGGCUUGGUGGAUGUUAAAUUGACGAAUAGACGCUAUACAUGGUAUAAGGCAGAUGGAACAGCAAGGAGUAGACUGGACAAAUUCUUGUUGAGUAUUGAGAUGAAUAAUAUGGGAGGAGAAUGGAUUCAGCAGGGGCUGCCAAGAAACAUUUCUGAUCAUUGUGUAAUGGUUUUGAAGUGUAAAUCAACAGAUUGGGGACCAAGGCCUUUUAGAGUCUUAGAUGCAUGGCAACAACAUCUAGAAUUCAAGAAGGCUGUAGAAGAUAAGUGGAGAGAGAUGGCAGUGGAGGGGUUUGCAGGGCAAGAAGGCUUCUCUGAGAUGGGGGAUGUUUUGAGAAAAAGGGAACUAAUCUGGAAGCAGAAGUCAAGGAGUAGGUGGAUACGAGAGGGUGAUGCGAAUACCCGUUUCUUCCAUAAUGUGGCUAAUGGGAGAAGGGCUCAAAAUAAUAUUGCAGGCUUAAUGCGUGAUGGGGUGUGGAUUGAAGAUCCAGAAGCAGUCAAAAAUGAAAUUGUCAAAUAUUUCAGAAGUUUGUUCCAAGGUGACCCAUGGAAUAGACCCAAGCCCGACGCGAAGGUAUUGGCUAAUAGAUUGAAAUCGGUGAUGUCAAAAAUAGUGAGUGAAACUCAAUCUGCUUUUGCGGGGGGCCGCCAAUUGGUUGAUAGUGUAUUGGUGCUGAAUGAAGUAGUAGAUGAGAUAAAGAACAGGAAACAGCCAGCUUUUGUAUUUAAGGUAGAUUUUGAAAAGGCAUAUGACUGUGUGGAUUGGUCCUUUUUAGACUGGAUGAUGGAUAGUUUUGGGUUUGGAACAAAGUGGAGAGGAUGGAUUAUGGAGUGCCUUUCAACGGCGAGAACUUUGAUUUUGGUAAAUGGAAGCCCGGCAAGGGAAUUUGAGGUAGGUAAAGGAUUACGUCAAGGGGAUCCUUUAUCUCCUUUUCUUUUUUUGAUGAUCGGUGAGGGGUUACAAGGCUUGUUCGCCGAUGAUACAAUAAUUAUGGGCAGAGCGGAUGCUGAGAAUAUACGAAUGGUGAAUGAUGUUUUAAGAUGGUUUGAACUCAUGUCUGGAUUGCGAAUAAAUUUUAACAACAGCAGUAUCUAUGGCUAUAAUGUGUCGGAAGGAUGGUUAAAGGGAUCAGCGGGAAAGUGGUGGUAUAGGUUAGGUGAUGGGGUUGAGAACUUAUGGAAAAGGGUGGUGAGGGAAAAAUAUUAUGGAGGUAGGAGCGAGGUUGAUAUUACAGCGGUUGAGGGUGCGAGGGUGUCAAAGCUGUUGAGGGAUAUUAUUAGAAUGGGGGGUCAAUCUUCGAGAUUAAGGAAUAUGCUGGUGAAGGGCUUCAAGUGGGAAGUGGGUGAGGGAAAUAAGAAUGAGGGUAGAUGGUGUUGGCGUGUUGAGUGGAGGAGAGGUACUAUAGGGCGUGAGAAGGAUGAGGAGGUGGUGCUGGAGAAGAUGCUGGAGGGUGUUCAAGUGAAGGAGGGGAUUGGGGAUGUUUGGAAGUGGAGGCAUGCGAUGGAUAACAGAUAUGUUGUAAAGACAGCCUACGACUAUUUAGAUUCUAUGGAAGGUGUACUAGAGGACCAGAUGUGUAAAUUAAUAUGGUGCAGGUUGGUGCCAUCCAAAGUUGCCUUUUUUGGGUGGCGAUUGUGUUUAAAUAGGCUUCCAACAAAGGAAAAUCUUCAAAAGCGUGGGGUACAAUUGCAGGAGGAAGAGGUGUUGAAUUGGUGGGGUUUGGAGAGUGUUUUGCCCAAUACAGUUGUGGGAGUGGCAGAUUUUUUCAUAAAUGAGUUGGGCAGAACAGUAGGAAAGGAGAUGGGCUCUUGUAUUUUUCUGGCAGUUGCUUGGUAUGUAUGGUAUGGAAGGAAUACUCAGGUAUUUCGAGAAGAUGAAGGAAUUCCAGAGAAAAUGCUAGAAAGGGUGCAAGUAAAAACCUUUUUAUGGUUAAAGGCUAAAGUGAAUGGAUGCGUUUUUUCCUUUUAUGAAUGGCAAGUUUGUCCGAUGGAAUGUGCAAAGUCUGUCAAACGGCAUAAAAGGAUGAGGAAGCAAUCCUCGAAGGCUGUAGUGGCCCCUAGCUAAUGGGGGGGAGGUUCACAAUCUGCUCUUUUCGUCUGCUGUAUGGGUUCUGAAGAACAUGGUGUUGAUUGGGUUUGUAGGCUGUCAUAAGCGGCAGGAAAUGGCUUAGUUUUAUUUCCUUCUCCUGUAGAUUUCCUGAUGGCUGUCUUGAGCUUUUGUGUUUUUGAUUGAUGUAGGUAAAUUGGGUUGUGUAUCUUGAUUUCACCGGACUGUAUUUUGUUUUGGGAGCAUUUCUUAUGCUCCUUCUCUAAUAUAUAUCGUAAGUUGCU